Molecule: messenger RNA, 5150 nt
Organism: Schistosoma turkestanicum
Lineage: Eukaryota; Metazoa; Platyhelminthes; Trematoda; Strigeidida; Schistosomatidae
Source: the annotation of a GenBank genome assembly
UAUGUGCGUUACUUUGGGGUAUAUGAUAUGAUGACAGUUUGAAAUGAGAAUGGGAUGUACUCUCUAUUCACCGUUUAUUAUGGAGUAUUUUACCUGCUCAUAAUGGAUAUAUAUGUUACAAACAUUAUUAGCUUUCGGACUUCACCAUAACAGUCCCUCCGCUUUGUUUAUCCACGGAGUUAUAAGGAUUAUCACUAAAUCAAAGUACAGAUACUUUAGAAAUCUAUUUCUAGUAUAUUUAUUUUUAUGAAAGUGAGCGUCUCAAAUGUCCUGGGUUCCCGAGUACUCUAAGUUAUGAUACUGUUUAUUUGCAUUACGUUGUCAUUCACGCUUAUGGGCUACAUUUUCUGCAUGAUAUUGAGCAAAUAUACGGUAAAUAGAAUAAUUCAGCCUACAGUAAAAACGCCUGUCUUCAGCAAGGAGUAUUUAAGGCCACGAAAGCAUGCAAAUGAGUCAACAGAUGCUUACUUUGAUCACACAAAAAUCACAAUUGGGAGUAGAUCUAAUGCAGCUUUACAAUCGAUAUUCGACUUAUUAAUAAAAGAGUACAUUGAAUUCUGGUACAGGCCGUUCACUUCUAACCAAGAUUUUAUGAUACAGUUGAAAAUGUUUUUACAAUAUGCUUGUGCUGUAAUUGUUCAACGAAUCAAACGUAUUGAUAUUUCGGAUUUUAUUGUAAACCGGUUUAUACCACAUUUCUUCGACCAUAUUGUACAUAUUUUAUCACUUACCUGUUCAGAUAAGUUAAAUAGUACCGGUGUUGGUGACAAAGAAAGCCAAACUACAUUAAAUGAAAAUCAUUUACAUAAAAGUUCAUUAACAUCUUGUUCCGAAGAAGCUAUUCUAUGUGCUUUCGGUGAUCGAUUACAUGCAGCGUUGUAUUCAAGACAAGCUGAAGUAAUGUAUUUACGUGCAUUGGUCAAUCGUCUAUUACCAAUUGUCGGUAUGCCACCUAGUCUUUCUACAUCAGAAAUGCAUAAAUCAAAAGAACCUUCUGUUGAUUGCAGUCAUCGUCUACGACGUAAUCGACAUGUAUACAAUUCUCCAGGACAUACAUACGGUGGUAGUUCAGAGCGUGGACAUAAUUCACCUGUUGUAUCACGGAGUGCAUCAACUGGUGCAUUAUUUAUACAGAAAUUUAUGGAACUUGGUUGUAAUCCAUCAUUGUCUAGUUUUUUAAUAGAAAUUGUAUCCACUUGUGUUUUAUUGCCUGCUAUGGACACAUUAGCUAAUUCUGAUUUUAUCAAUCAUUUAAUUCUAUUAUCAUUUCCCGAGUGUACUAAACCUACUGAAUCAGCGGUAAGAAGUGAUUGUGAAAAUGUUCCAAUUCUUGAAGCAUAUAUACAUGAUUGGGAGAAAUGGUUACAGAAAAAGCAAUCCUCCUUAUUACAUAUUGACAAACUGUUAAAUCAUCAAGAUGAACUGUAUCCAUUUAUGCAAUAUAUGAAAUCAGUCAAAUCUAUUGAACCUUUAACAGUGUUGCUGUUAAUGUAUCAAAUUAAUUCACGUGUUGCAAAAUUUAUGCUAUCAUCAGAUGAUUGUCAUGAAAUCAGUGCACAAUUACAACAUAUUUUAAGUAUAUUAAAACAUCAACUCUACUCCUCUACUACUACUACUACUAGUAAUAAUAAUAGUAGUAAUAAUCAUAGUCAUAGUAAUCAUAAUGAACAGAAGAACAACACUGAAAAGGAGGAGAAUGACCACUUGGUCGAUGAUACUACUACUGAUGCAGAUGGUCAUCAUCAUCAUCAACGUCAUUAUUCUAUGCAACCCAUGUCGAAACUUGAGCCAUCUCAUCAACAACAACAUCUGUCUACAACAAACACUAAAGAUUUACAAUAUUUUUUCAAUAUAUCCAAGGAAUUUGAAGUAUUAAUAAGAAAUUGUUUAGAACAACAGUGUACUACACCAGAAACGAUUAUAAAACUUGUCAAUACUACACAAUGGAAAAAAACUUAUCAAUCUGUUUGUCAAACAGUUGAAUUACGAUUUAUACCAAUGUAUUUAGAAAGUCCAGAAUACAUUAACUAUACAUUUGGUUUUACACGUAGUCCAACUCCGUCCAUAUCAACAUCAUUACAUAAAAUUGGAGUAUCUCCGAAACGUGAUAUUCGACGAGUAGCAGCACAAAGUACAGGAACAAGUCAACAACAGCAGCAACAAACUGGUCUAUUCGGAAAUGCAUUGAGCAAUGUUUUUAGCAGUCAAUCUAAUGAUACGCAGUCUGUUGGCAAUAUGGAUCCCACCAAACUUUCAAUACGUCGUAAUCAAAAAGAUCGUUUCAAUGAACCAACAAAUCGAUCAAAUCGACCGCCUAAUACAAACAGUACUACUACUACUACUAAUACUAAUAAUAGUAGUACGAUGAAUGACGAUUUCAUUACUAAUCAACAUGUUAUCGGUAUUAAACAUUUACCAGAAACAAUGAAACAAUUUAAUCUUUCUGAAUGUCGUGUUUAUAUACGUGGUUUAUCACGUCCUGAAAUUGUCUCGUCAUUGUCAUCACCAGCAUCGUCAGCAGCAGCAGUAGCAUCAGCCGCAUCGAAUACUCGUUAUCCAUACAUCUCAUCGACUAACACUGCCACAACACACUCACCUAUGAUGAUGACAUCAACAACAGUGCCAAUGAUCAAUUUACAUGCCUCUCAUUCAACGAAUCAUUUACCAGUAAUGAUGAUGACGACGACGGGAACCACGUCGACAACAGCAGCAGCAUUGUCGACUCUAUCUCCAUCCACAACAGCUGUACGUGAUAUAAAUUAUCGUAAUAAAAUAACCAAUGAAUUAAAUCAGUUAAUGAAUCCAUCUUUACAAAAUCUCAUGCCAUCAGCAUCGCCAUCAUCAGCAGCAUCAGCAUCAGCGUCGUUGUCGUCUUCGUUUGGUUCAUUGCCACAACUUUCUACACAAUUUAUGUUUAAUGUGAUUACGGAGAUAGUAAUUAAUAAUGGUAUACAUAAACAAAUAGCUAAAGUAGCAAGAAAAUAUUCGGAAUUUUAUGUACUUGAACAAAAACUCAUUGAAUUUCAUGGUUCAUUUAUUACGAAACAAUUACCAAAACGUCAAUUAACACCACGUACAAUGGAAUUUCUUGAAAGUAAAUGUGAUGUAUUUCAAAGUUAUUUACAGAAAGGUCAAUUCUUAGAUGGAUUUCUAUCCACUUACUUCUUAUCAUGUCAUCCACAACCAAUGGAAACAAUUCAAUCAUCAAAAUCUUUAUCCAAUCAUUCUACCAAUGGAAAUGGUAUUCACGCUUCAUCAUCAUCUUCCAAUCCAUUAUUGCUAAAUACUACUACUAAUAAUCAUAUAAAUAGUAGUAGUGGUGAUACAAAUUCAUUAACCAAUCGACUAACAGAUAGAAAUUUUCUACAGAAAUCCACUUCUAAUCAUUUAAAAUUGGAUAGAUAUUCUGUAGAAGAGAAACAUAUUGAUUAUUAUAGUCGAUAUGUGUUCAAUUCACCUCAGCAUAAACAUCCAAGUCGUACAAGCUUGGAUCAUCGUUUACGUUCACGUAUUUAUUGGAAUAAUGCUGGCAUAACAACGUAUGAAAAUUUGAAAGAUACAAUCGUCAGUCCGGUGGAGUCAUCAAAAUUAUCAACAGUUCAUUUAACAAAUUUUGCUGAAAUUGUGUUUUAUUUAUUUGAAAAAUUAAUCACAUUAUCAUUUCAACAUGAAAACAAGAACAAUUCUAAUCCUUCUCAGAAGAUAUCAUCAUCUAAUGGUGAAAACAAAUCCUCCUCAUCAUCAUCACCGUCAUCUGCUUCCUCCUCCUUCUUCCACUCCUCAAAAUCAUCACCCUUUGAAAUCACUAAUUCAUUAAAACAAGAUGAUACUAUACCUAGUCAACAAUCAUUUAUCGAUCCAUGGGAUAUUACUGAUCCAUGUUGGAGUGAAGCACUCCUAAAUGGUCCACCUGUAUCAAAUCUAAUUCCCAACACCAAUAAUAAUGCUAAACAUGAAAGUAACCAUCACCGCACAUCAUCCUCAUCACCAUCAUCAUCAUUAUCACUGUCAUCAAAUGAACCGCGCUCAAAUCACGCGCAAUCCACAUUGAACAUUGAACAAAUUCAAUCAACAAUAAAUGAUACGCAUUGUUUACCAAUCAUAUCAAUUACAAUGCAUGAUUUAUAUCAUGCAUUGAUGGAAUUAUAUGUAUCGAUUAAAAAACAAUGUAAAAUAUAUUUAAAUUAUUUUUUAUUAAAAUUUAAUACAAUUUUAUUUGUAUUAUUUCAAUCAACAAUUAAUUAUUGGUUAAUAAAUUAUACAUUGCGAUUUAUGUAUCAUAAUAUAAUUUCUGAUGAAAAUUUAGCUAAUAUGUUAAAUAAUAUUGAAAAAAAUAUUUUCUCUCAUUCUUCUAAAAAAAUUGAUAUGGACAAGUCGGAACGUAAAGAGAAAGCACGUAUGGCUAUUGAAAAAGCAAUUCUAAAUAUUACUGGUCUAUCAUAUAUUACUGAUAUUGAAUUACUACGUGAUCAACUGAUACGUAUCUUUAAUUGUUUUCAAUAUUGUAAAUGCAAUAAACAAUUGACAUAUAUUUUGUUAGAUCAAUUUCUAUUAGAAUUAUUCCCGGAAUUAAAUUUAACUCAUUCUGAUAAUGAUAACAUUAGUAUAAAUGAUGAUACAUAGAGGUUGAGUUAUGCUAUUCUUGUGAUCAAACUCUAUGUGCACACCUAUCUCUCUGUCUCUCUCUCACACAGACAUGCACAUGCAUAGUUGUACAGAAAAUGUGACUUGCUUUCUUUGGUUGAACUAUGUGUUGUAUAUUAACUCUCUAAUUCAAUUUGCACAUAAUACUACUGUAGUACUCAGCCUACUACUACUACUGCACUUACUAGACAUCUCAUCCACAGACAUAUAUGCUCACAGACACACACACACACCCAAACGUAUAUAUAUGGAUCAUAUAUACCUGUAUACAGAUAGAUAGACAGACAGAGUCAUGAUUUAUCAUUAGUGAUGAUUAUCGUUUUGACUUAACAUUUUGUUUGCUUUGUUUUUUCUCCUCAUAUUUUACUGUAUUGUACUGUACUUUAAUGUACUGUAUUGUACUGUGCUGUACUAUUUGUCUUUCGUUUGUUAAAUGACAUUUAAAAAAAAAAAAGAACGGGUGAUUUCUUGUUUGAUGUUUAUUUGAAUUUGAAUCUGAUUUCAGC